AUGAACAAAACUGCAAUCAUAUGCUACUUACAAACCAAAGUCACCCAAAAGUUUAAAACUUGGGGUAAUAUGAUGACUGGAAGAGUAUUCACUCUGAAAUAUAUAUUCACUGAUGUUGAGAAAUUCAAGCAACAUCAAUAUCUCUUUAGUCCAGAAGAAGAACAUUUUGGAGUCGAAUGGUAG
Molecule: messenger RNA, 183 nt
Organism: Caenorhabditis briggsae
Lineage: Eukaryota; Metazoa; Nematoda; Chromadorea; Rhabditida; Rhabditidae
Exons: 2
Coding region: 1-183 (60 amino acids)
Source: RefSeq, a predicted model, not a curated record